Carassius carassius (crucian carp) is the source of this 2514-nucleotide messenger RNA. RefSeq names its product Fc receptor-like protein 5. The record is from RefSeq and is a predicted model, not a curated record. The transcript is spliced from 11 exons. Lineage: Eukaryota; Metazoa; Chordata; Actinopteri; Cypriniformes; Cyprinidae. Bases 1 to 2514 code for a protein of 837 amino acids. Gene Ontology annotation, molecular function: transmembrane signaling receptor activity. Gene Ontology annotation, biological process: cell surface receptor signaling pathway.
AUGUCCUUCAUCCACUCUGGACUCACUCAAGAUUUACCCAGAUCUACUCUGACUGUGACUCCAGACGAUACAGUAUUCACUGGAGAGAGAGUGAUUCUGACGUGUGAGAUAACACCUUAUUACAAUAACUGGAGAUAUGAGUGGUGGCAAGGAUACAUUCAAGUGUAUCUGCCGUCUCAGCGUCACACUGUAGACAGAAACACUUUCACUAUUGAACGAUCUGAAUCAUCUGAUGAGGGUCAGUACAUGUGUAGAGGACAGAGAGAUGAAAGACCAAACUCAUCACAAUCAAACUCUGUUUAUCUCUCAGUGAAGGAUUCACCCAGAUCUACUCUGACUGUGACUCCAGACGGUCCUGUAUUCACUGGAGAGAGAGUGAGUCUGAAGUGUGAGAUUGAGUCUGACAGUGACUGGAGAUGGAGAACUGACAAGAUUUAUGACUGGAGAUAUGACUGGACACCUGACUGGAGAUAUGAGUGGAAUAAAGGCAGUGUAAAGUUACAGUCGUCUGGUCGUUACACUGUAAUCACAGACACACUCACUAUCAGAGCAGUAACUACAUCUGAUGAGGAGAGACCAGAAGCUGUAGUGAAGGUGUCUCCAGAUCAGCGUGUGUUCAGAGGAGAGACAGUCUCUCUCACAUGUGACAUACAGAGAGGAGGACACAUUCAGUGGACAUACAGCUGGUUUAAAGAUGGAAACACUCGCUAUCCAUACAGAAGAACAGCAGAGAUCAGUUUCACAGCUGAAGUGUCUGACAGCGGUGAAUACAGCUGUAGAGGAGAGAGAUCAGACUCACAGACAUCACACAUCAGUGCUGCUCUUACACUGACUGUAUCAGAUCUGGAGCCAAAGCCUGAACUCACAUCAGAUCCUGCAGGAGCUGCACUGACAGGAAACACAGUGACUUUGACCUGUCGCAUGAAUCUGUCUCCUGGAUGGGACUUUUACUGGUACAAACACACACUGAACUCUGAGACAAAGACAGAAACAAACUCCUACAGUGUGAAGAUUGAUUCAGUGUCUGAUGGAGGCCAGUACAGGUGUAGAGCUGGAAGAGGGAAACCAGUCUACUACACACAAUACAGUGAUGCACUGUGGGUAAAUGUUACAGUGAGUCCUAAAGCUGUGGUGACGGUACGACCGGAUGAACAAGUGUUCAGAGGAGAAACAGUCUCUCUCAGAUGUGAUAUAAAGUGGGGAGGAGACACUGAGUGGACGUACAGAUGGGAAACAGAGGCAACAAACUACCAACAUAAAACCUCUGUCAGCCGAACCUCAACACAAGAGCUGAACAUCAGCAGUGUUAAAGACUUUCACCGUGGUAAAUACACCUGUACAGGACAGAUGGGAACACAAAGCUCUCAGCGCAGUGAUGCUGUUACACUGAAUGUAUCAGCUGAAGCUCAGGCAGCAGUGCGAGUGUCUCCACAGCCGUGGCUGACUGAAGGAGACUCAGUGACUCUGAUCUGUGAGGUUACGGUCUCCUCUACAGGCUGGACGUUCAGCUGGUUCAGAGAUGAUGAUCAUCUGUCCGACAGCAGCAGAGGAGCUGGAGGCUCUUACACUCUCAGUCCUGCUGCUCUACAGCACACAGGAGUUUAUACGUGCAGAGCAGAGAGAGGACGACCGGCCUAUUACACAAAGACCAGUAACACACAGCCCCUGUGGAUCACUGGUGUUUCUCCUUCAGUGUCUCUGGUGGUCCGUCCCCGCAGAAGUCAACACUUCUCAUCUGACUCUCUCUCUCUGAGCUGUGAGGAUCAGAUGAACUCUUCUGGAUGGACAGUGAGAAGAUACACAGACAGAAACACAGAAGAUUGUUCAAAACUAACAGGAUCUACAUGUCGACUCGUCUCUCUCAGCACAUCUGACUCUGGAGUUUACUGGUGUCAGUCUGAAUCUGGAGAGAAACGUCAUCCUCUAAACAUCACUGUACACAAUGGUGAUGUGAUUCUGGAGAGUUCUGUUGAUCCUGUGAUUGAGGGACAUACUCUGACUCUACACUGUUUACAUCGAUCUACAAACUCCUCGAUCCUCGGAGCUGAUUUCUAUAAAGACGGAUCACUCGUCCAGAAUCAGACGACAGGAGAGAUGAUCAUCACGACUGUCUCAGAGUCAGACAAGGGUUUCUACUACUGUAAAACAGAGAGAGGACAGUCACUGCACAGCUGGAUCUCAGUCAGAGGGUCAUCUUCAGAUCAGAUUUUAUUCUUCAUCAUCCUCAGUUUUCUUCUGGCAGCUUGUCCGUAUCUGCUGGUGACAGUCGUGCUGCUUUACAAAUGCUACAGAGCGAGAGGGUCUUCGGGUUCGUUGAUGAUGUUGGUGUAUUUGGUCCCGGUCUUUGUUCCUCAGACACGGCGUGUUUGUCCAGUUCUCCGGCAGCAGCAGACGCACGGCGGUCUGGAUCUCUCUCGAUGUGGUGCUGGAGAGACACGACACGACACAAGACGAGACGAGACGAGACGAGACGACUCACCGGAGAUGCGCUCGAAGAUGUCGUUGGUAACUUAA